AUGGAGGAUGUUCAAACAAGCUUUGACAAAAUUCUUACGUUAAUAGCAAAGGAAGCAGAUCCACUGGUGAUUGAAGAAGAAGAUGAUGGUGUAGCUCAAGAUAUCUUAGAGAAAGAUUGCAAUUAUGCGCCAGAGCAACAGAAAAGGGCUACAGAUCAUCCAUAUGGAAGAUUCCUUACCCCAAGAGGCUAUGGUCAUGCCUAA
Prunus armeniaca (apricot) is the source of this 204-nucleotide messenger RNA. Lineage: Eukaryota; Viridiplantae; Streptophyta; Magnoliopsida; Rosales; Rosaceae. The record is from the annotation of a GenBank genome assembly.